Molecule: messenger RNA, 3912 nt
Organism: Vicia faba (fava bean)
Lineage: Eukaryota; Viridiplantae; Streptophyta; Magnoliopsida; Fabales; Fabaceae
Source: the annotation of a GenBank genome assembly
AUGGCAUUUGAUCAAAAUUCCGCUCCCGCAGAUCUGAGAGUAUUGAAUGUGGCUCCUAUAAUGGUCGAGGAGCCUCUCAUUUCUCCGGCCAGCGUCACCACGCCUCCCACUCCUGAUUCGGUUACCGAUUAUUUCUACCCGACGCCCGCCUCAUCCGCUGGCGCCACGUCAGCAACUUGGUGCGUUCGCCCCAUUGUGAGUCCUCCUUCUAUCUACGGGAACCGUGUUGUUGCUGGGAAUGCUUUGAAUUUGGGAAAUUGGGUAGGGGCUAGUAAUAGUAAUAAUAAUACUAGUGGUUUGCAUAAUGUUUGUAAUAAUAAUGAUGGUGUAGCUAUGAGUGUGAGUGGUUUUUCUUAUGGUGCUCAUGGUGGAACUGGAACUACUAGAGUGGUUGAUGAUACCGGGGAUGAUUCGAAUUCUGGGAGGAAAGUUAAGUUUCUGUGUAGUUUUAGUGGCAAGAUAUUGCCUAGGCCUAGUGACGGAGUGUUGAGAUAUGUUGGAGGGCAGACGAGGAUAAUUAGUGUUAAGAAAGAUGUGAGUUAUGAUGAUUUAGUGCUAAAGAUGGUGGAUACUUAUGGGCAACCUGUGGUUAUUAAGUAUCAGUUACCCGAGGAGGAUCUCGAUGCGUUAGUUUCAGUUGCUUGUCCUGAUGAUGUUGAGAAUAUGAUGGAGGAGUAUGGGAAAUUGGUUGAGAGAUCUCCGGAUGGUUCGGCUAAAUUGAGGGUUUUUUUGUUUCCUUUAUCAGAUGUUGAUCUUUCUGGUGCAGCACAGUCCGGGGAUUUGCAGGAUACGGGACAAAAAUAUUUUGAUGCGGUGAAUGGUGUUAUAGAUGGGUAUGGGGUUUGUUGUGGUUUCAAGAAGAAGGAGAGUGUUACAAGUGCAGCUUCAACGCAGAAUUCUGAUUUGAGUGGGAUAGAGACUAUUGAUAGCUCAGUUGCUGGUCAAGGAGAUUCGGCGUCCUGUGUGUUAUCGCCUAGAGAGUAUGUGGCUGCUUCUCCUGAUACUAGUGUGAAUAUGGCGGCUUCUGAGUCCAGCACACCAGUUUACUCAGGUGCUUCUUCUGGUGUUUCAUUUGGCAUGCCUGCGGCUAAGACUGGUCCAACAUACACUUCAUAUGCUCAGAAUGAGGUUGAGUUAGAAAAGUCAGCGCCGGUUACUUUCUCUCAACAACCAUUUGAACUGCACCAAUCUGGAAUAGAAAUUCCACCACCUUCACCUUAUUCAAACCAUGCAGAGUAUGUCCACUUGCCUCCUCAGACGGGGUUUCCAAAUCCUCAACUAUUAGGAAAGACUGGGCCUGUUUUUGCCCAACAGUUUCAUAAUAAUAAUACGCCUGGUUUAGCUUUUCGUCAGGUCAUUUCCGGAGCACAGAUGACAAUGACUCAACCUUCUUCUCGCGUCGGUAUUAGACCAAAUGUCAUCCAACCACAACCACUGAUACAACCACAACAUAAUCAUUUGAACCAAUACAGUGAUGAAAAUACAUCAGGAAUAAGGAUUGUCCAGCUUCCUGCAGAACAUAGCUACAACACAUAUCAGGUUCCAGUUAAUCAAGUUCCAGUGAAUCAAGUUCUAUCUGUCAUUGUUGGGGGUAAUCGCGGUUGGGUUCAGGUUCCUCAACAAGAGCAUGUUGUUUUCUCUGAUGGGUCAUUACCUCAACAAAAAGUAAUUAUCCCAGAGAAAAUCCAAAGAAUUGAGGAAUGUUCUAUGUGUCAGAAAAAGUUGCCUCAUGCCCAUUCAGAUCCAGUGGUUCCGGAUCAGCAUGAUGGCGGUUCAGGCCCAGUUCCUGAUUCAAGCCCAAGUUAUAAUAGUUUUCCAAUGGAGGACAAAGUAAAAGCUUACCCAACAAAGAGGGUUGAGCCUAUGGUGGCAUCACCCUUGAAGGAAGGUGUUGUUGAACAAGGGUUUAGCACAAGACCAAGCGUCGUUAGCAAGUUGGAAGUUCAUAAUGGAGAAACGAUUGGUAGGACAGAUGUAAAACAUUCUUCUAGGGAUGGUCAUGGGACCAUGGGAACGACACCACCUUCUUAUCCAGAUGAUGUUGUCCACCAGCGUAUGGCGCCGGUUGAAACCCGGGUUAAACAAGAUGAGCAAGCGAAUAAACAUGUUAGUAAUGAUAUACCUAUAGUUGAUGGAAUGACUUUACAUACUCCGGAGUGUGUUGCACAAGAAUCUUCCAAAGAAUACACAAAUGAGCUUACUGGUGUCGUUUCUAAAUCAGAUGCAGUAAAUAAUUGGAUUAGACAAGGCUAUGUAAGGCCUGUUGAUGGAAGGAAUGACAUUCUCAAGAUAAACAAUGCUGAUGGUUAUGUAAGUAAUGAUCAAUGUUUACUUCCAGUUGAUAAAUCUUUAGAUUACAAAAGUCAGAUUGCUACAGAGGAAGAGAUGAUUCUGGACAACAACUUUGUCACACCAAAAUUGAUAGUUGACGCAGAUAAAACUAAGAUGAUAGGUGUGCAGCCAUGUUCUUCUAAGGAAGUUUUAUACAGGCAGAAUUCCAGGACAGGGGAAGACAAUGAUGUUGCACAACCACCUGUCUUGGGCGCUAUUCAGUCAAAUAUUGUAAACCAUCACAAGAAUGAUUCGACAUCAUCUACAUCAUCACCAUCUUUCAUGUUUGGUGAUAUACAGGAAUCUCCAAACUCAGUUUUCGGCAAUCAGGAUCCUUGGAGUAUACCACACGGAACCUACAAGAAAUCUAAUUUGGAUGCACAAUUGGAUGGUGACCUAUGCGAGUCAUUCAAACAGAAUUUAACUUUUGAAAAUGGUUGGUGUGACAAAGCUUCAACCGAAGACCAACAACUUAAAGUUGUUGCUGAAGAUGUAGCAGCUUCUGUUCUGCACCCAUGUGCUCCUUCAAAUCCUAUCUUGCAAGCCGGAGAUGUUUCCUGUCACAAAAACAUUGGGGACGGUGAUGCUCAAAAUAAUGCAAUAGAUGCAAUGUGUAGAGAUAUAACUCAGGAUGUCAAGAGUAACCCUCCAGAGAAGGGAAAUUUUGGCUUUCCAACAUCGGAUGUUGGACGUUUGCAGAUUAUAAAGAACUGCGUCCUUGAAGAGCUGACAGAGUUGGGUUCUGGUACCUUUGGGACUGUUUAUCAUGGAAAAUGGAGGGGAACCGAUGUUGCAAUCAAGAGAAUAACUGAUAGAUGUUUUGCUGGAAAGCCCUCAGAGCAAGAGCGCAUGAGAGAUGACUUCUGGAAUGAGGCAAUCAAGCUUGCUGACUUGCACCAUCCAAAUGUAGUUGCUUUCUAUGGUGUGGUGCUUGAUGGACCAGGAGAUUCUGUGGCAACAGUAACUGAGUAUAUGGCUAAUGGUUCUCUCAGAACUGCCUUGCAAAAGAAUGAGAGGAAUCUAGACAAGCGCAGACGUCUUUUGAUUGCAAUGGAUGUGGCCUUUGGAAUGGAAUACCUGCAUGGAAAAAACAUAGUACACUUUGACUUGAAAAGUGACAACUUGCUAGUGAAUCUCCGAGAUCCACAACGCCCAAUAUGCAAGGUUGGUGACUUGGGUCUAUCCAAAGUAAAAUGUCAGACUUUGAUCUCUGGAGGUGUGAGAGGAACUCUACCAUGGAUGGCUCCAGAACUGCUGAAUGGAAGCAGUAGCCUUGUUUCAGAGAAGGUCGAUGUGUUCUCAUUCGGUAUUGUGAUGUGGGAACUCUUAACCGGGGAAGAGCCAUACGCAGAUUUGCACUAUGGUGCUAUUAUAGGUGGUAUUGUGAGCAACACUUUGCGCCCUCCAAUUCCCAAAUCUUGUGACCUGGAAUGGAGUGUGUUGAUGGAGAGAUGUUGGUCCUCAGAGCCAUCAGAGAGACCCACCUUCACUGACAUUGCUGAUGAAUUACGUUCUAUGGCAAGCAAACGCCAGAAUCAACAGCUACAACCCUCUCCUUUGUCUACACAAGUCAACAAAUGA